Fimicolochytrium jonesii is the source of this 2992-nucleotide messenger RNA. RefSeq lists its product as uncharacterized. The transcript is spliced from 7 exons. Lineage: Eukaryota; Fungi; Chytridiomycota; Chytridiomycetes; Spizellomycetales; Powellomycetaceae. The record is from RefSeq and is a predicted model, not a curated record. Gene Ontology annotation, molecular function: RNA binding. The coding region runs from base 136 to 2868 and encodes 910 amino acids.
CAGGUGUAGGUCGCAAGACAAAGUACUAGAACAUCAGCAUUCUGAAUAAGGCGAACGGUGCCACUGAAACGUUUUGAAGCGGCUGUAUUGUCCGUCAAACCUCUCUUCCACAUUCUUUCCUGAGGAAUUCAUAAAAUGUCACGUCUUAUUGUGAAGAAUCUGCCAAAGCACUACACUUUAGAAAGGUUUAGGGAGCAUUUUGGCGAAAAAGGGGAAGUCACGGACGCAAAGCUUGUAAAAACCGGCGAUGGAACCUUCCGUCGAUUCGCAUACGUUGGAUACAAAACCGAAAAAGAAGCAAAAGCAGCAUUAAAGUACUUCAACAACACCUACAUAGACACGUCGAAAAUCCAGGUCGAAUUCGCAAAAGCGAUCGGCGAUACGUCUCUAGCACGACCAUGGAGUAGAUAUUCCCAGGGAAGCUCGGCACAUGACCGGAAAACAGACGCGGAGGCGGCGGCGCAGCGAGCGCGCGAAGAGCGUGCGGAGAGGCUGAGGAAACAGAAGGAGGAGACCAACCAUGACAUGGAGCGGAAGCAGAAGCUUCUCAACAACCUGUAUGCGGAUAAGGACGACUCGAAGCUGAAAGAGUUCCUCGAGGUCAUGAGGCCACGGGCGGCCGCCCGAGGCAGGACCUGGGCUAACGAUGAAGUGACUGGAUCGGAGGAAGCUGUUGGGAAGGGGAAGCCUAAGGUCCAAGCGAAAGUGUUGGCGGUUGCGAACAAGAAGACCGGUGGAGACGGAAUGCUUGUGACGAAAACGCACGUCACGUUUGAGGACUCCGAAGAUGAGUUGUACGAUGAGCUGCCUCCCAAGCAAGACGCGGCGAAAUCUUCAUCCACAACGAACGAGAAAGCUGGUGACGACGAGGAGGAGGGGCCAGAGGAACCAGCUGACUCGGUGGCGCAUGACAGCGGCAUGUCCGAUCUGGAGUAUAUGCGCUCAAAAAUGAAGGCUUUGGCGGAGCCGGAUGCUGAGGAGGCAGAAAUGGAAGAGGAAGGGGAGGCGGACGCUGCUAUUGCUGAGGAGGAGGACACAAUGGACGUAGAUGAGCCGGCAGAAAAUGCGUUACCGGCUGCUGAAACCGACAAGCCAGCAGAAACGGUACCAACGAAUGCCACGGAGCAGAUGAAUUCUGAGAGGCAAGCCCUCCUGGAAGCUACAACGCCGAACUCCUUCAAUUCUCACAGUCCGGCGAGAGACAUCCCGCCUGCUGAGAUUAUUGCCGAUACCGGACGUCUCUUCGUGAAAAACUUGGCCUACAGCUGUACGGAAGAGGAUCUUCACAAAGCUUUCGAGAAAUUUGGACCGUUGUCGGAGGUUCACAUACCUAUCGAUAAGAUGACCAAGAAACCCAAGGGAUAUGCGUUCAUUCUUUUCCUGAUUCCCGAACAUGCAGUAAAAGCCUUCACAACGAUGGACUCUCAGAUCUUCCAGGGUCGUAUUCUGGAUAUCCUCCCCGGAAAGGAAAAGCCAAGAGCAGAAGAGGAAACCAGCGAAGGCCCAACAUCCUUCAAAUCGCAAAAGGAAAAGCAACGGAAAGCCACCGCAGGCAACGAGUUCAGCUGGAACAGUCUGUUUAUGAACAGCGAUGCCGUAGCUGAAGCAAUGGCGAAGAAGCUCGGCGUGCGGAAAAGCGAGAUUCUGAACCCGGACGCCGAGAACAUGGCCGUGCGGUUGGCGCUUGCGGAAACACACAUCAUUGCGGAGACGAAGAAGUACUUGGAGGAUGAAGGAAUCGACUUAAAUGCGUUUGAGAAGAAGAAAACGAGGAGCAAGACUGUGAUUCUGGUCAAGAACAUCCCGCAUAGCACUGAGGAGGAGGAGUUGCGGGAACUGUUUGGCAAAUUUGGGGAGAUUGGUCGUUUGGUCCUCCCACCAACAAAAACGGUCGCUCUCGUGGAGUUCCAGCAGCUCAACGAAGCAAAAUCAGCCUUCUCCCGUCUGGCCUAUACCAAGUUCAAGCAUCUGCCAUUGUACCUCGAGUGGGCGCCAGUCGGCACUUUCACAUCCGAGUUUGAUGCAGCAAAGGAGACAGAGAGAAAGACGCAGAAGGCUUCUGCGUCUUCUGCGCCAAGUGUACCUGAAGAACCAGUGUCAGCUCCCGAGGAAGAAGAAGAAGAGAUCUCCAAACCGGGCGCAAAACCAUUAGUAGAUACUACGGCAGAUGCGACAGUGGAAGACCCGGACGGUAUGCCCGUUGCAACACUGUUCGUCAAGAACCUCAACUUUGACACGACGGAGGCUGGGCUGAUGGAUGCGUUCGGUGGACUUCGAGGACUGCGAUCGGCUCGCGUGGCUACGAAACCGGAUAAGAAGACCGGUGGGAAACUGUCGAUGGGUUUUGGGUUCCUUGAGUUUGCGACGAAGGAGGAUGCUGUUAGGUGCAUGAAGUCGAUGCAGAACUUCGAACUUGAUGGCCAUAAGCUUCAGCUGAAGUUCUCGAAUGCCGCAGCGAAGAGCACAACGCAAUCAAAGAAGCGCGGGAAUGAUGACCCCAUCAAGGUCACCGGCACGAAGCUGAUUGUCCGCAACAUUCCGUUCGAAGCCACUAAGAAGGAUCUUCGCCAGCUGUUCUCCACAUUCGGGCAACUCAAAUCCGUCCGCAUCCCCAGCAAAAUGGACGGCCAACACCGCGGUUUCGGAUUCAUCGAUUUCCUCACCAAGCAGGAAGCCAAAUCCGCCUUCGAGUCUCUCGCGGCAACGCACUUGUAUGGACGCCACUUAGUGCUCGAGUGGGCGGAAGAUGAGAAUAGCGUUGAGGCUAUGCGGAGCAAGACUGCUAAGGGUUUCGUUGGGGAUGGUGGCCCGAAUAAGAGGCGUAAAAUUGUGCUGGAUGAGGAAGAGGAUGAUAUGGAGGCGGAUUAGAACACGGUGUUGUCUUGACCACUCCCCAAUUUUGCAAGUAUGUAUGUAGGUUUCAUAAAUUAUCCAUAAAUUAUAGCAUUACAUAGUUUCGACCACGCACGCAAUUACAUUUGGACAUGGCAGG